CUCAAAUUAUCUGGAGCAUUAAAGCCAGGACCAGCAAAUGGUCGAACUGGGAUCUGAAGAACAAAGCUCUCUCACAUCUUCGGGAGGAUAUAGUAAGCAAAAUGCAGUGGAAGGUGUUAACGCUCUUGAUGGUGGCACUUGGAAACGACGUCUUUUGUUGCAAGCCCUUCGAAAUUUCACACGGGAAGAGGCUUCUGGAACUGAAAGCAAACUUUGGAAAAAUUGCCGGACAGUGCAAGAAAGAAAUUCACAACUUAUUGUCACUGCUUCAGCGAGGAGACCUGAAAAUUGGAAUGGAGGCAUUCUGCAGGAUGCACAGCACAUGUAUGGAGUCGAUAGUGGGCGACAAAGCGAAGGAGGUGUUCGAUUGCUGGGGUGUGGCGCUCGAAAACAAGGCCUACAUGCUCCACUCAUCUAAGGACUUCACUCCCGCUCAACUCCAAGGCACCAAAGACGUUCUCGAGUGUUUCAAAAACACUGAAGCGGGGGAUCUACCAGCGCAUGCCCUCGAUGACCUCGCUUCACUUUGGAGUCAGUACACGAAGACAGGAUGAAAUACGGGAAGCACAAGAAAAGAAAGCCGGCAACAAAGGAACGCCGGGCACAAGACUACCACUUGAAAUUUGGUUUGCCCCCCCCCCCCACCCCCAACCCCUCCCCCCAUCUCUUUUCCCCUUUCUUUCGUACACUCUUAGCUGAGGGGAGAGUUCUCAUUUUGGCCGUGGGUCGAUGAGUUCUGCAAUUACAAGUAAUCGGAUAUGGGUUGCUUUUCUUUUUCACGAGCGGGAAGAAGGGGAAGUAUGGCUACUUGUGAGCAAAUAAGAGCCAAAAUUGGCUGCGAACAAGUAAGCCCAUUACGAGUUGCAAUUAAGCACAUCGGGCGCCAUGUCAGCGACCGCACUUUUCAAACAUGCGCUAAGCCUAAUGCUUCCACUAUUUCUAAGACUACCGUAUCUAAUUUGUGAUUAGGUCAACUCAGUACAGAGAAUGGUAUGCACUGUACAAAGACGGCUAAGGCGUAAAGUGUAAUAUCAAAGCAGCAUAGCAAAGCCUUCUACGACGACUAGUGCCUCUUAAUGCACGACGGAAAUAGCUUGCAGUCAAAUCUGCCACUAUACCGCGAACGAAGGAGAUACAAGAAAGCAGUGGUCCAUUGAAUAAAUCUGUGGAAGAGUU
Molecule: messenger RNA, 1176 nt
Organism: Dermacentor andersoni
Lineage: Eukaryota; Metazoa; Arthropoda; Arachnida; Ixodida; Ixodidae
Source: RefSeq, a predicted model, not a curated record